Molecule: messenger RNA, 1018 nt
Organism: Musa acuminata subsp. malaccensis (wild Malaysian banana)
Lineage: Eukaryota; Viridiplantae; Streptophyta; Magnoliopsida; Zingiberales; Musaceae
Product: protein POLAR LOCALIZATION DURING ASYMMETRIC DIVISION AND REDISTRIBUTION-like
Biological process (GO): asymmetric cell division
Source: RefSeq, a predicted model, not a curated record
AAGCAGAGUGAUGCAGUCUCUUUGAAUCUGGGAAUGGGAGUCGGUCUGGUGUUCCUCCUAACGAGGAGUGCCACCGAAAUCAACAAGAUGGAGCAACUGAGAGUCCAAAUGGAGAUUCUACUCAAAGACAUCAAGGAUGAGAUGCACAACAAAGGCGUCUCUUCCCACGUAGCAGAGUCCAACAAUGUCGCCUCCUCUGCAUCAAACAGUUAUAUGGAACCCGAAGCUGAGACACGGUCGACAUGUGCUACAUUCACGAGGAACACAGCACGCCUCAGCAUGCACCAAAUGGAAGCGGAGAUGGAAGUCGAACUACAACGUCUGCAAUGCGCCGUGGGACGCAAGCUUUCAUCGCUGCCGCCACAUCGCAUGUUGGCUGCUGUGAACGCUGAUGCGCCUGAGACCUUUCAUGGAAGCUUCAGGGAGGCGUACGAAGGCGGCAGCGGCAGCGGCGGCAUUCAAUGUGGAGUUUCGGCGCAUGAGCUGACGAGAAAGCUUAAUCAACUCGUGCAGGCGAGGCAGCAAGAAGGUAUUGCGGAGUUGGAGUCUUCCUUCAACUGCACUGGCGAUUCUCACAUCGGCGAAGACGACGGAGAGGUAACGCAAGUCCAUGAAGAAGACGGUGGCAAUUACCGUGGGGUUUCUGCUCGUGAGCUGGAGAGAAGGCUGCAUGAGCUCCUGGAAACAAGGCAGCGGGAGAGGAUUGCAGAGCUGGAGUCUGCGUUGGAGUGUGCGGAGAGACAGCUGCGCGCGAGAGAGAGCGAGGUCUGCUGGUGGAGGGACACUGCGAGGUUGGUCUCACAGCAUAAGAGCGAAGCAGUUCACAGGUGAGUUCAGGCAGCCAUUGCCGCACAGAUGAUGAGUUCUCGUUUGAUGUGUGUGUUUGAGCGAGAGACUUGCUUGGGUCAACUUGUCUUCAAUUUCCAGGAGUCAGGUUUUGCAGCCAUGUGUAGGGUUAAAGCUUCUGGAUGUGUUUGUCGAAGCUGCUGCUUCGGCUCACUCUGUUUGGAUCAUUUCA